Penicillium alfredii is the source of this 2487-nucleotide messenger RNA. RefSeq lists its product as uncharacterized. The coding region runs from base 1 to 2487 and encodes 828 amino acids. NCBI's taxonomy places the organism in Eukaryota, Fungi, Ascomycota, Eurotiomycetes, Eurotiales, Aspergillaceae. Gene Ontology annotation, molecular function: FAD binding; transaminase activity; pyridoxal phosphate binding. The record is from RefSeq and is a predicted model, not a curated record. The transcript has 4 exons.
AUGGCCUCAAGCGAUUCCCAAACAUCUACUCUUCAAACAAGACUCAAUGCCUUAAUCGAUGGAUUUAUCAAUGCAAAGCCGCUCUCCAAAGCCGCAGCCAAACAAGCCCAAGAGGUCCUCCCAGCCAGCAACACACGGUCAGUCCUCAACUCAGCCCCGUUUCCUCUGGAUUUGAAAUCCGGAGAGGUGUACUCGGUUACAUCGGUGGAUAGGCGCAAGUAUAUCGAUUUUGUAUCCGACUACUUGGCUGGGAUCAAAGGGCACUCGUAUCCGAGCAUCAGCCAAGCUGUUUCGGACUCAUUACCGACGGGGCUUAGCCUUGGUCGAGUCACCACGAAGGAAGCACGGCUGGGCGAGAUCCUCUGCAACAGGCUUCCGAGUAUUGAACGAGUGCGGUUCUGUAACUCGGGAACCGAGGCCAUUACCUUUGCGGUGGCCACAGCUUUGGCCUUUCCCAAGCGGGAAAAGGCACUUGUCUUUGAGAAUGGAUAUCAUGGUGGCACAAUCAGCUUUUCAAUCGCAGGACAAGCAAACCCCCUUAACCUGCCAUACGAGUUCAUACUUGGCAAAUACAACGAUGACCAAGCUACAGCGCCAUUGAUCGACGACAGUAUCGGAGCCAUAUUGGUCGAGCCAAUGCAGGCCGUUGGCGGCAUGAGGCCAGCAUCUCAAGAGUUCCUCCAAUUUCUACGCCAAAUGGCCGGUCGCAGCGGUGCGGUGCUCAUCUUCGACGAGGUGGUGACCUCUCGUUUCCAUUUCCAUGGUUUGCAAGGUGCCUGGAAUGUGAUUCCCGACAUGACCACUUUGGGCAAAUAUCUCGGCGGUGGCAUUCCCUUUGGUGACUUUGGUGGCUCGCGCCAUAUAAUGGACUUGCUUGAUCCCUCGGCAAGUGGGAGUCAGAGUCUCAGUCACUCGGGGACAUUCAACAAUAACAUCUUUACUAUGACGGCAGCGGUAGCGGCGGCGCCGUUGGUGACGGAGGAAUCGCUGGGUCCAAUAAAUGCAUUGGGAGACCAACUUCGCAUGAGUGGAAAUGAGAUAGUGCAGAAAGCGGGAUUUGGUCAGAUGGAGUUGACUGGUUAUGUGCGCUGGACAGACUAUCUUUCUCUCUUGACAUUCUCUACAAUUCUGCCUUGCGGUACAUACUGGCCGACAAACAGCAUAGAUUACACCCGACAGAACCGGAAUCUCUCCUCUGGCAGCAUGGGCUUCGACGACAAACGAGUCGCCAUUGUUGGCGGCGGCCUGGGCGGCAUGUCUUUCUUGAAUGCUGCCCUCUACGCCGGACUAAAGAAGGUGCAACUGUACGAGCAGGCGCCGCAGUUCGCCGAGGUCGGCGCCGGGGUGAACAUCACCUCGAACGCCAAUCGAGUGCUAGAUGCCUUUGGGCUGAAAGAAAGCAUGACACGUCGGUCUUCACGCAAGCUGCCCUGCUACAUGGAGUACCACAGCUACCGCACGGGAGAAUAUCUGGGGCAUAUCGACGAGUUCUCACAGCCAUCCGCACGGCUCUUGCACCGCGCCCAUCUCCUGGAAUCGCUCAAGGAGCGCGUGCCGCAAUCGAGCCUGAACCUGGGGAAGCGAUUAGCAUCGAUUGACCGGAACAACGGCACCGACACAGCACCCUACACAUUGCACUUUGAGGAUGGCAGCUCUGCCGAGGCCGAUAUCGUGAUCGGCUGCGACGGGAUCAAGUCGAAUGUCCGCGACAGUAUGGAUUUAUCCGAUACACCCAAUUACUCGGGCCAGGUGGUGUACCGUGGGUUUGUUGAUUAUAAAAACCUGCCGCCGGAUACGGCGCAGUUGCUGCGCAGGACGGUUAAUUUCCGAGGCCCCAAGCGCCAUGUCUUGAUCUUGCCCAUUGGCAACAAGGAGACGGACACCGACCGUGCAGCAAUUAUUGGAUUUAUGUCGGAGCCGCUGGAGGCCUGGGACUCGGAGAGUUGGAUGUCGCGCUCGGAUAUCUACAGCCUGCAGGAACAUGUCCGCGACUGGUGCCCGCAGGUCCAGGAUAUCAUCGCCGGGCUGCGCAAGAGCUCGCCGGAUGGCCGCAUGCUCAAGCAGGCGCUGUAUGUGCGUGACCCGCUCGACAAGUGGUAUGAGAUGAAAGAGGGCCAGAAAGGUGCAGGGAUUAUUCUUCUGGGUGACUCGGCGCAUUCGACGCUUCCACACCAAGGCCAAGGAACAUGCAUGGCUAUUGAAUCUGGUAUCGCUCUUGCAACCAUCCUCAAGCACUGGAAGUCCGACGACUUGGAGGCCGCUUUCCGCUUCUAUCAAGACCUGCGCAAGCCCCGAACCGACCGGGUCACACAGACGAGUUCUGAAGCGGGCAGGCUGGCCAGCUCAGAUACACCGGAUCAACUGACGAAUAACUUCAAUCCCCAGGCGCUGAUGGAGCGGAUGAAGUGGAUUAUGGAGUAUAAUGUGCUGGAUGAUCUACGGGCCAAAGGUGCGGAGUUCUUGGAUUUCCAGGGUUCGCGAUUGUGA